This is a messenger RNA of Coturnix japonica (Japanese quail), 7848 nucleotides long. The record is from RefSeq and is a predicted model, not a curated record. NCBI's taxonomy places the organism in Eukaryota, Metazoa, Chordata, Aves, Galliformes, Phasianidae.
UGCUCAGAUCUCCCCUUUCUGUGCUGUUUGUGGGGCUGAACGUUGUCACACACAUUAAAACUGUUGGGGAGGGCGAUACAUGGACUCUGCUCGAGGGGGGAAUGAGAGCACAAAGCUCCUCAUUUACCUGCCCAGCCUUUUGUAAUCUCAAAACCUCACUGUUUGCCCCCACUGGGAUCGACUGAGGCGAAGGGUAGGGAGGCAGUUUACAUUGGGCUGAAUUCUUUUUCUUCUGCUCGUUAUGGGCUUACGCCGCACUUAUCGCCCGACUUGAACCCCUUCCAGGCUGCGUUGAGCAAUAGGGCCAUCACGUGUCGUUGUUCUCUUGGCCUGUCCCCAAGGGAAGAGCAUGUGCACUGGAAUGUCUUGUUUUGGUAGGGUUCAGAGCUUGGUUUUCUGUUGGGUUUGUUGUUAUUGUUGUUCUUUUUUUUCCCUUCCCCCUUUAAGGAGAGUUCUGGAAACUUUUACAAAUGGGAACAUAAAUGGCAAAGCUGCUUUUUUUUUUUUGCUCUACUUCUGGGGUUUUGCUUUAAUGAGAUCUCAGGGGAUGAGGGUAACAGUGGUGGUGCUUCAGAAUGCACCAAGAUCAUAUGAGGGUAAUGGUGGUGGUGCUUCAGAAUGCACCAAGAUCAUAGAGUCAUGGAUGGGCAUCGUAUUAAUCAUAUAGAAGCUUGCCAUGGUUCUGUUUCAGGACCCAAAGCCCCACUGAAAUGCAGGCACAGGUUCUGCCUUAUAAACAAAGCACACUGCUAUUAGGAGAGCAGUCACUGUGCCUUCCAUUAUUGGAGCUUAACAUCAACAUAUUGACAAGAGGAGAGGCAAAAACCUUUGCUCCUAAAUACCAGCUUUUAGGGCAUCAUCUUGGUGCUUUUCAAGCCUUAUUUAAAACCAGAAAGCACCACGAAGUCUUUGUAUCUCUCUGCAUGUGGGUAAUUUUAACUAUUUCUGGGUCGAUUUCAGUGCUCUGAAUUGCAGAGCAGCCCUCAUCGUGCUUGUAGUACCCAGUUCUUAAAUAUCAGAUGACUAAAUGCUGAUUGAACAAAUCUCGGAGGCUGUUUUCUUUGUAGUAACAGUUUAAAAUCCUGCAUCGACUCUUUUUUUUGGUAGCAAAACUGAUGCCUUGUGUUGCAAAAUGGUGCCUCAGGAGGCAAGCUUGGUAUUUCCUUAUCUGUUCUAUGGAGGGACGCUGUGCUCUGGGUAGACUUGGCUCUUUAGCAGGUGAUUGCUUUGAAGUGACAUCACGACUUCUCUUACAUCCCUGCAAGAUUUAGAAGCUCUGAUUGCCCUCCUGCGUGCUCAGCACCAGCACCAACUUGUAGCAUGGCUGUGCAUUGCACUACAGCCCUGUUCAAAUCCCAGUACGUUGGAUUAACCAGAAGAUUUCAUUUCUCAGCCCCAAUAUCACACCUCAUCUCUGUGUAAGUAGAGCCUGCGGUUUGUCUUAGUGCUGGCAUUGAAGUUAUGAUGUUUUGUUGUUGCGAGGAUUUGCUUUCCAGAUUCUUUGUAACCUCUUGUUUUUAGGAGAACAUGGAUCAGUUUUUGCUUCACGUCGCUGUCUUGCCUUGUUCUGUGCUCACCUGGAAGCCUGCAGGGUUUGCACUGCCUUGACAGUGCUUGCAGCUCAUCCUUCAGUGCUCCAGGUUUGCUGUGGCAAUGGGAAUCCCUCUCCCCUGCUUUGUGGGGUGGAUCAUAAGGUCUGCAUAAUUAUGCCCACAAAGGCUCCUAGUAGGGGCAGGAGCUGUAUAAGACAGCUGUAUGCCUGCAGCAGACCCAUAAGCACCCCCCAGUACACAUACAAUUCUCCUUCCCUUUGUGGAUCCCUCUGUCUUACUCCUGCAAAAGCAAAACCAAAGUGCUUCAAAUAAGAGCCCCGACAAACUUUUCUCCUUAAACCGUCUUGUUAAUUUUUAAAGCAGCAGGAAUUGGGCAACAGCAAGCUUAAUUAGGGAGGGAAGAUCUGAAAGCAGCCCAGUGUGCAGUGAUUGCUGGUUGCAUUUCUCAGCACCUGUUGGUACUCAGUGCCCUUCCUAAAGCGUGAUUGAAUUGCAGUCACAGCCAGGAUAAACAGAACAGGUUGUUGUUAAGGUAGGAGAGUGCCCAUGGUUAAAGGGCUGCUGUAUGGGGUGGUUUCCAGCCCCAUAGCUGUCCAUUCUGCUGUCUGCUUAAAUCAGAAGUGAUGUGAUGCAGACAGAGAGGUGUCUGGAUUUUCUGCUUGGCUGUCCUGGAUGUUAUUUUGGCACAGUUUGCUGAACACCAUGUUUGAAUACUGAACGUGGCUGAUAUACCUGGGUGUGCAUAUAGGAGUCCAACCUUCAUUGUGUGUCUUAUUGUGUGUGCUCAGCUCUUCUCCUUUCACUCCCUCCAUUUCCCCGUGGGUUUUGUCCGUGUAUUUCUGGAAUAACGAACGCACAGCGCUGCUCUUUUGUUUCUCCUCACCCAAACAAAGCUGUCAUGAGUACAGAAUCACACGACUUUGCCCCCUCUGCUUUCUUGUAGGUCAGCCAACCUGCAUACCCAGUGCUGUGGGCACGCUGCCCUCCACCAGAAAAUGCUGGAUCUCAUUCUUUCUCCCCAGUGCUGGAUCUCCUGCUGCAUCCCAUGCAAAGCAACGAGAGUCCCUUUUAUUGCUGCCACAACCACCACCCUCUCACUGCUGCUUUUUUCUUACCAUUCAUUCCUGUUUCUUUCUCUGCCUUUUUGGGAUGCUUCAAAUUGCUCCUCGAUGCUGAUGUGGUUUUGAGGACUGUUUGGCUGUUCCAGGGAAGUACAUGCAGCUGCUUAUUUGUCACUAAGGAGAUCCGUGCUGAGGUUCUGCCAGGUUCUUUCCCAUCCUGUUCCUGCUCAGUCCUUUUGGCCACCCAUAGGGAAACGUGAUAUCGUCAUCUCCAGUCCCUGUCAUCUUCCAGUCCCCCUCAUAAUGAUCUGCCUGAGAUUGAGGGUGGAUUUACAGUCCUUGGAAAAAAGCUUCCAAGAACUGUCCCGUGGCCUUAAAUCACUGGACUGCAUCUCUAAAGCAAAUUGAUGCGGCCUUCAAAGCGAAGCCCAAACACUCAUAGCUCAUGUUCUUGGCAUCGCCUGUUUCAGAUCACUUAGAGGGGGCAGAGAGAGGUAUCUCCUGGCUGAUGCCUUCAAUCAAAACUUCAUUAGUGGGAGACUUCAGAGCAGGUGGAAGACCAGCCACGAGGAAAGCAGUGGGAAUAAGGGAGCAGAACGCUCAGCACUUUGUUGAACAGCCUGCCAUGGUGGGGAACUCGAUCCUCCCAGCAAGCAGAGGAAUCCAUGUGCGGUUAUUGGGGAUUGAGAGCAAGCACGAGGUCACGAUCUUAGGAGGACUCAAUGAAUUCGUCGUGAAGUUUUAUGGACCACAAGGAACACCAUAUGAAGGUGGAGUAUGGAAAGUUAGAGUCGACCUUCCUGAUAAAUACCCCUUCAAAUCCCCGUCUAUAGGAUUCAUGAAUAAAAUUUUCCAUCCCAACAUCGAUGAAGCGUCAGGAACUGUAUGUCUAGAUGUAAUCAAUCAAACUUGGACGGCUCUCUAUGAUCUCACCAAUAUAUUUGAAUCGUUCCUGCCCCAGCUGCUGGCCUAUCCUAACCCUAUAGAUCCUCUAAAUGGUGACGCUGCAGCCAUGUACCUCCACCGACCAGAAGAGUACAAACAGAAAAUUAAAGAAUACAUUCAGAAAUAUGCAACAGAAGAAGCACUAAAAGAGCAGGAAGAAGGCACCGGGGAUAGCUCGUCUGAGAGCUCCAUGUCCGACUUCUCGGAAGACGAGGCUCAGGAUAUGGAGUUGUAGUAGAAGAGGCAACCUGCUUUUCAGAGAGACUCUAAUUUCCUAACCAUGAGAAGCAGACUAUAAUAUUCAUAUUUAAACAAAGCAAUUUUUUUUAUUACUAAACAAGGUUUUUAUGAAUAAUAGCAUUGAUAUAUAUAUAUAUAUAUCACCCUUUAGAUCUUGAUUUUUUUUUUUUUUUUUCUUGGUCAUUUCUCAACCCGAGGUGCAUAGCAUAUUCCCACAUUCCAUUUUGGUAGCAAUAUGCAGCCCAAAUGCAUGCAUUCAGAUUCCAUUUGGCCAAGUCAACUUGUGUGCUACUGAACUGUCAGCUCAAACAGCUGCCCUGGUAGGUAGGGAGUUAGCAAAGAUGUUUGCUUUCCGAUCGAUGUUUCCAAAGACACCACCUUGGAUGCUCGCAUGGAACAGUGUUUUCUCUUGAGAUAAAUCUAAGGGAUGUGCUAUUAACUGCGUAGAUCAGACAGUGGAAUGAAAGGUGGCUCCUUCAGGUCAACCUCGCUGAUGGUAUUUGAUGCGGAGUCACAUUUAAAACGUUGAGUAGAACCAGCACAAAUGCAUGGAGUUAUUCAGAGCCUUGAAGCUUAAAAGAGUUUAGACUUGGAUUUUAAGUCCAUUUUUAUAUGCGGACUCCUGCCUGCCCUUCUGAACCGUAGGGACUGACAACCACUGGUCCAUCCAUCCGCUUUUGGGACUUUUGGAAGCCUUCAUCUGGAUGUUAUCUCUUUUGGUCUGGAUUUCGAGCUGUCCCCUCGCUGGGAGGAGGAAUUAAACACAAACAAUGCUCUUUGGUUUAGCUGGAGCACAUGUGAAGCCCAACUCUUACUUCGUCAUCCUUUUGAAACUGCUGCCUUUCAUGGCUCUUUCCCCCCCCCCCCCUUGCUUGAAGAAUGGUCGUACACCUCGCAUACACCUCCAUCUCCUGGGAGGGCUCUGUGACCAGAUGGAUGAGCCAUGCUGAGAGCUUUGGAUCUAUGGAGAUCUGCCCCCCUUUGGCUGCAGUCCACGAACCCAUCGGCACCCAUUCUAUUCUCCUUUUUUCUCCCCUUCUGCACCAGCUUGGUAGCCAUCUGCUUGUGUGUGUACAACAGGAUUACAGGUCCUUAAAGUUAACGAAGAAUGUGAUCUAGGAGGAAAAAAGAAUAAUAAUAAUAAUAAUAAUAAUAAAGAAAAAAAAAGCCUAAAAGCACCAAUUGAGGAAGGAAGUGAAUCUGCUCUAUUUUUUUAUUUUAUUUUUUUCCCUGAUUUUUUUUUUUCUUUAAAGAAUGAAAUAUUUGAUUUCUUUGGGUGUUUUUUAGCCAGAUGAGAUUUGUGUUUGUUUGUUUCAAUGCUACGGAGCGGAGCAAAUGCCUACCUGGGAUGCUGGUAUACUUGAAUUUGGAUAGUUGUGCAUCAGAGAUGGGAGCGGAGGUGGAUCUUAAACCUGAACAUGACCUGCUGUAUUUUGGGGGAGGGGGCAUUUGGGUGAGAUACUUUAAUCUGUGGGGCAGCCUAUGGGAUGGUGUGUGGGAUCUGAUGCACCCCACGCUGCUCUUAGUGGAGUUCUGAAUGUCGGAUGGGUCCAUUUGGGUUUUUUCCUUUAGGAACGCCACCGAGUUCUGAGUCAGCGGGGUUGAAAGGUUACAAUCCUAUUUCUAAUUCAUGAAGCACAAUCAAUUCAUUUCGUUUUGGAGGAGACAAAAAAAAAAGAGAGAGAGAUAAGAACUCAUAAAGUAUCAUUUUGCUUUGGCAUGGUUUUCCUUAAUAAAAAUAUACAAAGAAUUUCAUUUAUGUUAAUUACGGGCAUGAAGCAAAGGGGCUUUUUUCCCCCUUUAUUUUUUCCCCUUGCUCCCCCCAGCCCCUCUCUUCUUUUAAAUCAGUAAUGUAGGGCUGUGGCUAGUGACUGUGCUGAAGUUCUCUAUCUAGCAUUUGUGGCUUGUUGGAAGGGUAAUAUUAACUAUUUAACAUGUAAUGGUGUACUUAACUCUUAUCUAGCACGCUGUUUUCUCAUUAUUUGGGGGUGGGAGGGGCCACACUUGCUGGCACUGUUUACCUUGCUUACCUGCUGACCUAGCAGUUUGCUUGUGCUAUAACCUUUACUGUAGGUGCUACUUAGGAGUAGAGUAAGUGCUGGGUGGUGAUAUCAGUUUAAAAGAAGGAAAAAAAAGAAAAAAAGAAAAAAAAAAUACAGAAAAACACAAUAAAAAUGUGUAUUUUUUCAAUAUUGUACAAAAAAUAGUGUUCUAAUUACCUCAUCCCCUUUCUUUUUGCAGGUUAACCCGUCACUCCAUCCCUCCCACCUUUGUUUUUGAUGCUCCACACUUGCACGUUUCUCCCCCUCGCUUUGUGAAAUCAGUGCUCUGCAAAGCAGAGGUUACCCAGCAAUCAGUGCUUGGCAAUGCUUUGGCCCUGCUCAGGGUUCCUGGCAACUCCCUUCUUUUCCUCCCCAUCUUUUCUCCUGUGUCAUUUUUUCACCUCUUUUUCCAAGUCUUCCUCCUGAAAGAAAUCUCCCUCCAACCAAUAGCUUGUAAGUAACACCUUGUGUGUAGACUGGAAGGCAAAGGUGGAGCCGUAUUUGCAGCAUGGUAGCUCUUCUUUUUCAUCUUGAGGGUGUGGGGUUUUUUUCUUCCUUUUCAUUUUUAGCAUUCAUAAAACAGUGUUGUCAUUGCCUUGUGCUCUCUUGCAGCAACGGGAGCCUCAGCCAGCCCUACCCGUAACGCCCCAUCCCUGCUCUUGGGUGAGCUCCCUCAUCCCAAAACUUGGUGCUGAAUUGGAAACAGGCUUUGCCUUCUGCUCCCAUCAGUUCCCCUUUUGGCUGCUGAGGAUUUUGCUUCUCCCUGGUGUAUGAGCCACCAGAAAGGUCUCUGGGAGCUCCUUGGUGUCCUGGACAUUGUGCCAUGGGGUCAGUUGUAUGCCUUCCCCAAAGGUUUUUUUCCUCCAUCCCUUUGGUCAUUGGAAGCUCCUUGGUGUCAUCAGCUCUGUCCCUUGGGGUCAGUGGGACGUGUUCCUCAAUGGCUUUGUUCCUUCAUCUUGCAGCUUUGGUCAUUAGAAACUUCAAUACUAUCGAUGCUACACUAUGGGAUCAAUGGAGCCCGUACCCCAAUGGCUUUGUUCCUCCAUCCUAUAGCUUUGGUCAUUGGAAGCUCCUCAAUUUCAGCAGGACAUGUUUGCCAAUGGCUUUGUUCUCUAAACCCGUAGCUUUGCUCAUUGGGCGCUCCUCAAUUUCAACAGGAUGUGUUCCCCAAUGGCUUUGUUCUCUAAUUCCAUAGCUUUGGUCAUUGGAAGCUCCUUGGUGUCAUCAGCACCGUGCUAUGGGCUCAGUGAGUUGCAUUCCCCAAUGGAUUUGUUCCUCCACCCCAUUGAUUUGGUCUUUGGAAACUCCUUGAUGUGUAUGACUUUCUUCAUCCAUCCUAUUGGUCAUUGGAAGCUCCUUGGUGUCAUCAGCACCUUCCCUUGGGGUCAGUGGGAUGUGUUUCCCCAGCAGCUUUGUUCCUCCAUCCUAUAGUUCAGGUCAUUGGAAGCUCCUCGACCUCAGCAGGAUGUGUCCCCCAGUGGCUUUGUGCCUCCAUCUCAUGGCUUUGCUUUGCAGGCAGCAUGGAGCAGAGCUUUGCCAUCAGCUCAGUACCACUCAAACCUCGACUGGGACGAGCACACACCCCACAUCCAAGUCUCUUCUUCCCAUCCUAGGAAGGGUCAGAGGUGUCCCAAUGCUUCUUUUCUUCCUUUUUCUUUUGCUUGCCCCAAGUUCUACUUGGCACUUUCGCGGGGGUGUUUGCAGCGUGAGAAAUGGCCAUUAUUUUACUGACUGUAUUUGGUACCUAUCGUGUGAUACUUGAAGAGAUCGGGGCGUUUUGCCCCUCCAUAAGAGUCUAAACUCUUUAUUUUCGGGUUUUUUUCCCUUCCCCAACCCCUCUUUUUUUGGUUUUCCCCCCUUGCCUUGUGAUGUAGUGGGCACAUCCGCCCCCCGCUGACAAAAUGCCUCUUCUCUAAGAGUAUAAACCUCUCCGGUAGUUGUGUAUAAUGACAGAACUGUAAACUUUUUUAAAAAUAAAAAAAAACAAAAAUAUGUAUAUACCUCAAA